UAUGUGCUCAGGUUAUUCAACCUUCGACUACCCACAAGUUCAUGUGCUCAGGUUCACUCUGAUAAGACUUCCGCUGUCUUACUAGUCUACCAUUCCAGCAAAGAUCCUUGGUUAAGUACUCGUGUUAGCAGAUUCUACACUUAGUCUACUGCAACACCAGACGAUUUACUUCAACAAUAUCAGCAAUGUUUGGCCAGCCAUGGUCCCCCCGUCUCUCGAAAAGCCUUGUGUGGGAGAAUUCGAAAGCGGGAGAUUGGGAGGUUGCGAGUGUUGGCGUGCGGGAUAGUGGGAGAGCGGGAGAGCAGGGUUACCAAGUUUCCUUGGUGUGGGCGUUUCAAGGGUUCGCCACUGUAAGGAAUUUUCCAUUCCUUACCGAGCGGUACGGCUAUCGCGUACGCUCGAACACACCCGAAGCCUCGGGACUGUUCCAGACCUUCUGACAGAACCGCCUCGGUUUUUCCAGACCUUCCGGUUCGACCUUCGGGAGUUCUCCAGGCCUCGCUUCGUCACUUCGAGACCCUUCGAUCUCCUUCCCGAACCUUCCCAUCGCAUGGUUAGACUAGCUCUGGUGUUCCUAUAUCUUGGCUUGCCAUUCCUUGUAUCACCUUCUGACAGAACCGCCUCGGUUUUUCCAGACCUUCCGGUUCGACCUUCGGGAGUUCUCCAGGCCUCGCUUCGUCACUUCGAGACCCUUCGAUCUCCUUCCCGAACCUUCCCAUCGCAUGGUUAGACUAGCUCUGGUGUUCCUAUAUCUUGGCUUGCCAUUCCUUGUAUCGUCAUU
This is a messenger RNA of Closterium sp. NIES-67, 781 nucleotides long. Lineage: Eukaryota; Viridiplantae; Streptophyta; Zygnematophyceae; Desmidiales; Closteriaceae. The record is from the annotation of a GenBank genome assembly.